AUGCACAAGGAAGGCGGGUACGGGAAUCGAGUACGCGGAUUAAGCCUGACGAGACCAUCUCUCUCGCUCGUCCCGAUUCUCCCGACUUUCACGCCCAAUCUUACGCACCUCGAACUCACGCCAAGCGCCAACAUAAGCGACUCUCUCACGCUCGCUACUCUGCUCUUGCACCUCCCACGACUCGAGAGUCUGCGCAUCAGCGGACAGGACCUGCGAAGUCGGAGACGCAGGCUUGUCGACUUCGAGCCGGAGGGUCAUGUGGGACAGGCUCUGAGGCUCGUGGCGGACGAACUGGAGCGAAGUGGGGAGAAUGCGCCGCGGCUGGAGCUCAAGUCGCUCGUUGUGCGCAACACGCCGUUGAAGCUGUCCUCGGUCGACCACUUCCUCGAAGUUUGCGGCGGUCGUCUAAGGCAACUCGCCCUUGAGGGCUGCGGCAUCGACUGUCGUGCGGUCCUUCUUGCCGAGGAGUUCUGCCCCGACCUUCGCGAGUUCCGCCUUGAUGCCAUCGUCUCGACUUCCGCACCUGCCGCCACGCCCCGCAUCCGUCGUCCGCCCAUUGAGCUCCUCCGCGACGCACCCGUCAUGCUCUCUUCCCGCCUUACAACCCUCCAUCUCGCCUCCCUCCCGCAUCUCCCCGUCUCGACCUUCUCCCUCUUCUCGACAUCUCACCACGCCUCCCUCCGCUCCCUCUCCCUCGUCCACUGUGACCUUACACCCGCGCACCUCUCCCACUUCACGAGCAUCACCCGCCUCCGCCUCGUCGACUGCCCAACCAUCACCUCAGUCCCCGCCUUCGUCGAUACCGCCUUGCGACCGGACUUGGGCGCCGGCUGCAACGCGCUUAGGUCGUUGACGGUGCUGGGGAAAGGCGGGAACUUGCCGUUGCGCAAUUUGUGGGAGCUGGCGAUGCUUGGACGGGUGGACGGGAAGGGCGGGCUGGCGAGGCUGACGGUCGACAGCACGAGCGCCUCGGACUCACUGUUCAAUGUGGGCGGCAUCGUCUUCUCCCUCCCAGCCGGCCUUGGUUCGCCAAUGGCCUCGACGCUCGCCAAUCCGCACAUUCCCUCAGCACUCCCUCAGAACCUCGCUCCACCUCCUCAUCUUCAGCCCUACCUCGCCACCGGCAUUCUCUCCGCCGACCUCCCGCCUCUCGCCCUCCUGCAGACCCUUCUCGCCGCUUCAGACCUCGAAGAGCUCAGUCUUUUCGGCUCAGCACGCGCCGACUCGCUCGCUGCCGUCACGCACCGUCGAUCGUCCUCGGUACCGCUCGCGGAACACCUCGCCGACCUCGCGCGACAAUACGUCGGAGGAGCGCUGUCUUGCCUGCCGCUCAUCGGUUGGCUCUUUUCGCCUCUCGGUUCGGCGACCUCGACUUUUCCUCCUCGCAACCCGCCCGUCCCGUCUUCAGCUUCUGCACCGGACGUUGACUUCCAGCUUGCCGCGAAGAUGGCCUUCGCAAGUACUGGUCUUCCUACGCCGCCUGCGCUCGACCUGCCCUUCCACCCCCCUUUCCCCUCGCCCACCUCGACUCAAGCGUCUGACGCAUCGCUUCCGACCCGUCGCGGCUGGCUCAAGCGCCGACUGAGCCGCGUCGAACCGGCCGACAAGCCAUCGCCGCCGUCGACGAAGCGCUUACGGGCAGAAGAGGUGGAGUGGCUCGUCCAGGCUUCUCGCCAGUCCGGCGGCAGGCUCCGCAGGGUAUACGUGUGA
Rhodotorula toruloides NP11 is the source of this 1710-nucleotide messenger RNA. RefSeq lists its product as uncharacterized. Lineage: Eukaryota; Fungi; Basidiomycota; Microbotryomycetes; Sporidiobolales; Sporidiobolaceae. The record is from RefSeq and is a predicted model, not a curated record. The transcript has 3 exons. The coding region runs from base 1 to 1710 and encodes 569 amino acids.